AUGGCGCUACGUGUUGGGCAGACGCUUCGUGGAUCCAGGUGGGAUUACCUCUUGAUUGAGGCUCUCGGCAACCAGACCGUGAGAUCCAAUGUCUUCAAGGCCGAGAUCAUAUCGCGGGCGCAAUGUCAGCCUCCGGGAAAAUGGGCUGUUAUCAAGACGAGCUCAGAGAAGAUAAUUUUGAAGACGCUAAAGAACGAAUACAACCGUCACAUGAAUCCUGCCAUUCGCUCGUCGAAACACUUCCGAGCCAUGUACGACGCCGUCGAUAUCCACAACAGCUCGACGAAUGAGAAUCCGUAUUGCUUGGCCUUCGAAUGGAUGGAUUGCACUCUCAAGGACGUGUGUUCUGGAUCCCACGGUCGAAACUCUGCGUUGCACAAGAACAUUUCCGGAGCGGUCUUGGGGGCACUUGCUGAUUUGGAGUCACAACAACUCGUCCACACAGACAUCAAGAACGAUAAUAUCCUCAUCUCUGACCUUGACGGGCCAUCUCCAGUGGUGAAACUUGGAGACUUGGGACUAGUGAGGUCAGAGGGGUUCAACCGCUAUCCUCUUCAGCCAUUCGCUAUGCGCGCUCCUGAGGUCUGGUCAGGAAUAGGUUGCUUUCAUUGCUCCGACGUAUGGGCUUUUGCUGUCACGCUUUUCGAUUGGAUUGUUCCUUGUGUCUUCGGCGCGAACGACAUGCCCCAAGGCCACUGGCAGGAGGCGUGGGCGAUGGCAAAGCUAUUGCGGCUCUUUCCUGAUUCAGUGAAGGUUCAUCCCACCGAUCCCAACUAUCAAGAUUAUUUCGAGAUCGCCGAGCUCCUUGAAAAGUCGGGAUAUGGUGAUAGCGUAGAGCCGAGGUAUAUUGGAAUAGGCUCGUUUGAGGAGGAGCUCAAGAAGAUGGACAUACCGCUAGCGGUAUCCGAUUUCUUGCGCUACCUGUUCGUCGUCGACUAUACGCGGAGACCGACGGCUGUAGAUGCGCUGAAGUCGCAGCAAUUUCAACGUCUUCGCUAAGGGUCUUACCUCUGUACCAUAAUGCAGCCUUGACUCAGGUCGGAGCAUGAGCAGC
Mytilinidion resinicola is the source of this 1054-nucleotide messenger RNA. Its product is annotated as kinase-like protein. The record is from RefSeq and is a predicted model, not a curated record. Gene Ontology annotation, biological process: peptidyl-threonine phosphorylation; peptidyl-serine phosphorylation. The transcript is spliced from 5 exons. Lineage: Eukaryota; Fungi; Ascomycota; Dothideomycetes; Mytilinidiales; Mytilinidiaceae. Gene Ontology annotation, molecular function: ATP binding; protein serine/threonine kinase activity. Bases 1 to 999 code for a protein of 332 amino acids.